AGCAAAUGUGUUCGUUAUAAGAAAAAGAAUGCUAAUUGCAUCCAUUAUUCUGCAGGUGCUUCCCCUCUCCCAGAAAGAAAAUUUUCAGUAACUUCUUAACAUUUGGGCGAGCUAGGUCCAUAACCCUAUCAGAUGAAGGAAGUGCUGCAGAGGGGCUUAGUAAAUCCAGGUCAGUUCUUGGUGAUCUUACCAAUCAGCUGGGGGCAAGAAGAUACUCUGAGAGAGAAAAAAAUGGAAUCAGGAGUUUUUAAUUUAACAGGUGAGGAACCAAAGCGCGUCCUAGGUGAAAACCAAGUUUCACUUCGCUCAUGCACUGAGAUUAAUUCUUUGAAGGGUAAUGUUGUAUUGAAUAUCUCAAGAGUACCCAGUGAAAACAGGGACCUAAGUGUGCCAGAUUUGAGCAGUGGUUUUGAAAUGGAUUCUGCUGAGGGUCACUGUCUGAAGGGUUCAAAAGUUCAUGGAGAAUACGAGGACAUCAAGACUUUGGAUCUUGAUGGAGGGACUGGUCGCCAGAUUAUUAAUGAAAUGGAUUUCCAUAAUGCGUUGGUAGAUAGUUGUGAGAUUGGUGGUAUUGAGAGUGAUGCUUUCCCAAGUAUGGAUAAAAUAGCUAAUGGAGAUCAUACUGGUCCGGAGUUGAAGGAUCUUGAAAGGGGGAGAGCUGUGAAUUCUGUUGCCAGCGAAGCUGAUGGUCGUUGCAGCAAGUCUGACACGUUGGAGAGCGCUAAUAAAAACUGUCACCCGUUGGAGAAGAAUGCUCUUAAUUUGGUUAGCGCUGAAGCUAAUGAUGAGGUGGGUGACAAUUUUUCUGCUGACACUUCAAGGAUAGUGAGCGAAACUGGUGGUGAUUGCCUCCAUGAGGGUAAGGAUUUUGAUGCUGAUGAAUCCAAACCCAGUCUGGAAUACACUCAAAGUGAGAUCAAUGAGUAUCAAAAUGAUCAGAAUGAUCAUAAUGCUAAUAAUUUGGUCUUGAGUCAGUGUGGUUCUAUUGACUGCACCGUUCUACCUGAGUCUCAGGAGUCUAGAAUAUUUGGAGCAGAAGGAUCCACGGAACUGAAGAAGGGAAAUGAAUGUGCUUAUGUGGGUGUUGGGACAAGCUCAUUGAGAGCUUGCUCUUGUUCUUUUUGCACAAAAGGUAUUGUGGCAUUCAAUUUGCUUUCUGAUUGCUGCUUCAGUUUUAGGCUGGACCAGUAUGGAAAACUGUGAGGAUGCCUAGGUUCAAUGCGAUAAAUAAUAAAACU
This is a messenger RNA of Sesamum indicum (sesame), 1238 nucleotides long. RefSeq lists its product as uncharacterized. NCBI's taxonomy places the organism in Eukaryota, Viridiplantae, Streptophyta, Magnoliopsida, Lamiales, Pedaliaceae. The record is from RefSeq and is a predicted model, not a curated record.